CAGCCAAGCUCCAGAUGCACACGUUUGAGUAGCCUCGCUCUCCCUAUGGACUCAACAGAAGUAUCCCAAGAUGGCGUUGCUCACCGGGAACGCGGAUCCGGAGUUCAGCUCCUACUCCUUCAAUAACUUGGAAAACCUGUGUGAAGUGCAAACCAAGAAAGGAUUCUUCUACAAGAAGGCCAAGCUUCUGCGCCCUGGGGAAGACCUGUGCUGCUUAGCCCGCCUGGAUGACCGGACCAGGUUUGUGAUCAUCAACGUCGGCGGUAUUAAAUACAAAGUUCCAUGGACCACCUUGGAGAACUGCCCCUUGACCAGGCUUGGGAAGCUGAGAUCGUGCAGCAAUUACGACGAGAUCAUGAACGUCUGCGACGACUACGACGUUAGCUGCAACGAAUUUUUCUUUGACCGUAACCCUAGUGCCUUCAGGACCAUCAUGACUUUCCUGACAGCCGGGAAGCUGAGGCUUCUCAGGGAGAUGUGCGCUCUUUCUUUUCAGGAGGAGCUUGUGUACUGGGGGAUAGAAGAGGACCACCUGGAGAGGUGCUGCAAAAAAAGGUUGCGGCAGAGGGAGGAGGAGGCAGCUGAGGCCAAGCUGUACGAAGGGGAGAUGGUGUUUAGUGAACCCACGCAAUGUGCCUUCCAGGACAGAAGCCGACUAAGUCUGUGCAUGCGAAAGCUCAGGGAUAUGGUGGAAAACCCCCACUCGGGGAUCCCGGGAAAGAUCUUUGCUUGCAUUUCCAUCUCUUUUGUGGCCAUCACCGCAGUCAGCCUCUGCAUCAGCACCAUGCCAGACGUCAGAGAAGAGGAAGACCGG
Molecule: messenger RNA, 814 nt
Organism: Apaloderma vittatum (bar-tailed trogon)
Lineage: Eukaryota; Metazoa; Chordata; Aves; Trogoniformes; Trogonidae
Product: potassium voltage-gated channel subfamily G member 2
Exons: 1
Biological process (GO): protein homooligomerization; potassium ion transmembrane transport
Cellular component (GO): voltage-gated potassium channel complex
Molecular function (GO): voltage-gated potassium channel activity; protein binding
Source: RefSeq, a predicted model, not a curated record